UGCGAGUUUCCAAACACAAACUAUUUUUAUUGUCAAAAGUGUAUUCCCUUCAUCUUCUUCCCCAGUCUCGGCGAAGCGAGAAAUCUUUAGAGAGAGAGAGAGAGAGAGAGAGGGGCAAUAAAGCGAAAAUCUGGGGAAAAAAUCGAAAGAUCCGAUUAUCCGAUUGCGGGAAAAAUGUCUCUGACAUGCGUAAAUAUGUCGGAGGAGGUGUGGUUGACUUGCCUCACUCACGCAUUAUCCACUGAGACCGAAGAGAUCAUGGGUCUCCUCCUCGGCGACAUCCAGUACUCAAAAAACGGAAGCGCCACAGCUCUGAUCUGGGGAGCAUCGCCUCAGUCACGGUCUGAUCGGCAGAAGGAUCGAGUAGAAACCAACCCUGAACAGUUGGCUGCUGCCUCUGCUCAGGCUGAUAGAAUGACCAUAUCAACUGGCAGAACAACACGAGUGAUUGGAUGGUAUCACUCCCAUCCUCAUAUCACCGUACUUCCUUCCCAUGUCGAUGUUCGGACACAGGCAAUGUAUCAGCUUUUAGAUUCUGGAUUUAUUGGCCUCAUUUUUUCUUGCUUUAGUGAAGAUUCAAACAAGGUUGGUAGAAUCCAAGUUAUCGCUUUUCAGUCCUCUGAUGGAAAGCCCAAUACUACUCCUAAAUCUAUGAGCCUGGUUCUUGCAAAUAAAGAUUCUGUCAUCGAUUUAGAUUCAUCAUUAAGUUCUUCAGACUCGAUAUACCGGACUUCCUCUUCUACUCGGGAGCAAGACACAUGUGAUACAGCUACAACUUCCGGAUCUAAGGGAGGAGGACGGGUUUCAGAUUUUGGGGCUUUCUUUGUUAACAAAGCUGAGGCCAACAGCAACGUGAGAGACGGGACAAGUGGAAACUACAGCUCAGUUAAUCUCAGCAGCUCAAUUGUGGAAAUUGAUCAUAUGGACAUGUCUGAAAGCAUGCAAGAGGCGAUGCUCCGUUCAAAUUUGGAAACGAGCGGUGUGGGGUAUGUUAGAAAAGAAGUCCCGCUUCAUGUUUUGCCCACUUUAUCCCUUCUUCAGCUCAAUUCACCUUUAGCCUCUUUUAAAGAUCUGCAACGUGUACUCUACGAGGAGGAACGAGCAGCAUACCGCCAAUCAGUCUCGCAAAGCAUCAGAAAUGGAAAAGUCCAUCCUCUUGCUUUCAUUCACAACACAUCAACAUAUCAAGCUUCCAUGUGCAAGCUGAUCGAAUACUGCUUGAGUCCCGCCAUUAACGCACUUCAAGAUAGGCUGAGGGAAAACAAGAUCCGGUUAGCAGUGCUGAUGGAUGAAGCUGAGGCUCUGGAAGCACAGAAACCGAAAGGAGCAGACACGAGCGGAGGACCAUCUCGUCUGGUUCAUGGUUCUGGAAGCCGAAGCAGAAGAGGAUCCUAGAGGUUUCCUACCAAAGGCAAUAAAUCAGAUGCCUUGCUCUUUGUGUGUUGUGCUAUUUGGACGUUUGGUUUCUUUCACUUGUAUCAUAUUCAGGCAUCUCUUGUUAGUUUAGCCAUCUGGUAUCAUCAUUGGUUUUUUCUUUUCCUGGAAGAUUAACUUUAUUCCAAGAGAUGCUGAUUAACAGAUAUUUGUAUUAGUAGUAUAUAUGAAUAUGAUGAGAUGGUGCAUAAAACGAA
Molecule: messenger RNA, 1631 nt
Organism: Eutrema salsugineum
Lineage: Eukaryota; Viridiplantae; Streptophyta; Magnoliopsida; Brassicales; Brassicaceae
Exons: 10
Coding region: 175-1395 (406 amino acids)
Biological process (GO): double-strand break repair
Cellular component (GO): BRCA1-A complex; BRISC complex
Molecular function (GO): cysteine-type deubiquitinase activity; metallopeptidase activity; polyubiquitin modification-dependent protein binding
Source: RefSeq, a predicted model, not a curated record